Molecule: messenger RNA, 1688 nt
Organism: Gossypium raimondii (Peruvian cotton)
Lineage: Eukaryota; Viridiplantae; Streptophyta; Magnoliopsida; Malvales; Malvaceae
Product: glycerol-3-phosphate dehydrogenase [NAD(+)]
Exons: 11
Coding region: 180-1493 (437 amino acids)
Biological process (GO): glycerol-3-phosphate catabolic process; carbohydrate metabolic process
Cellular component (GO): glycerol-3-phosphate dehydrogenase (FAD) complex; cytosol
Molecular function (GO): protein homodimerization activity; glycerol-3-phosphate dehydrogenase [NAD(P)+] activity; NAD binding
Source: RefSeq, a predicted model, not a curated record
UUACAAAAUUACUCUGCAAAGUGAGGUCCAAACUUGCAGUUGUUUUGACUUGGAAAGAAAACCCGAAGGAAGAAAGCAAAAGCAACAUAGAGUAGAUCGCCAACUUCAACAAAUGAACGCAUAAAAGAUAACUUUGUUUCAUUGUUUGUGACGACAACGUGUCUGUCAUCUCCGCCCUCAUGCGCUUUCAUUUCCCCUUAUAUUCUUCUUCCUCUUUCUCCCUCUUUUCUGACUUCACUUCCAUUUCUUCAUUGCCACUCAUCUUUUCUUCCUCCUAUUUCUCCACUUUCAUUUCAAUGGCUCCUGCUUUUGAACCUCUCUCUCCCCCACACCAAGAAGCUGAACCCCAAACUGCAACACCCCAUCACGCUGACACUGUAAACAAUUUUGGGAAUGAUGGUCAAGUUGUCUCUAAAUCAAAGGUCACUGUUGUUGGUAGUGGUAAUUGGGGUAGUGUUGCUGCUAAGCUCAUUGCUUCUAACACUCUCAAGCUCAACUCUUUUCAUGAUGAAGUGAGGAUGUGGGUAUUUGAGGAGACAUUGCAAACGGGUGAAAAGCUUACAGAUGUCAUUAACAAAACUAAUGAAAAUGUUAAAUACCUUCCUGGUAUUAAGCUCGGCAAAAAUGUCAUUGCGGAUCCAGACCUCGAGAAUGCAGUAAAAGAUGCAAACAUGUUGGUCUUUGUGACCCCUCAUCAAUUUAUGGAGGGCAUAUGCAACAGGCUUGUUGGUAAAGUAAGGGGAGAUGUUGAGGCUAUUUCUCUUAUUAAAGGGAUGGAGGUCAAAAUGGAAGGCCCUUGUAUGAUCUCCAAUCUUAUAUCCGAGCAGCUCGGCAUCAAUUGUUCUGUUCUAAUGGGGGCAAAUAUCGCAAAUGAGAUCGCUGUGGAGAAAUUCAGUGAAGCAACGGUUGGAUAUCGAGACAAUCGAGAGAUUGCGGAGCAAUGGGUUAAAUUAUUCAGUACCCCUUAUUUCAUGGUCACUCCUGUCCAGGAUGUGGAAGGGGUUGAACUAUGUGGAACUUUGAAGAAUGUUGUGGCCAUUGCAGCUGGUUUCGUGGAUGGACUUGAGAUGGGAAAUAACACAAAGGCUGCGAUAAUGCGAAUUGGUCUAAGAGAGAUGAGAGCUUUCUCCAAACUGUUAUUUUCAUCUGUUAGAGAUAGUACCUUCUUUGAAAGCUGCGGAGUUGCUGAUGUCAUCACAACAUGCUUGGGGGGAAGAAACCGAAAAGUUGCAGAGGCAUUUGCUAGGAAUGGAGGAAAAAGAUCUUUUGAUGACCUAGAAGCUGAGAUGUUGCAGGGCCAGAAAUUACAGGGUGUAUCCACGGCAAGAGAGGUCUAUGAAGUUUUAAGCCAUCGCGGAUGGCUAGAGUUGUUUCCUCUAUUUGCAACAGUGCAUGAAAUCUGUGUUGGUCGACUUCCACCAUCAGCCAUUGUCGAAUACAGCGAGAAGAAACCAAGGUUAUCCCUCUUAGAGGACCCCGCCUGUUACCAAUGACUUGUACUAAAAGAUCUUACAUUUCAGUUCGUAGAAGUUGCUUUCUUCAUUUACUCAUCAGUCAGCAAGUAUAAAAGAGAAGGCUCGAACAAAGACUGCAAAAAUGUCUUGCCAAUGGCAACAACAUGUUGAGUGUUGAAUUUGAAGAUGAUAGGAAAGUUUCUUACGACUAGAAGGUGGUUUUUGUUUUUUUUU